This is a messenger RNA of Ostertagia ostertagi, 333 nucleotides long. NCBI's taxonomy places the organism in Eukaryota, Metazoa, Nematoda, Chromadorea, Rhabditida, Trichostrongylidae. The record is from the annotation of a GenBank genome assembly.
AUGCAAAAGGGAGACGGGGUUGUGCUGUUUUCUUUCGGCUCGGUCGCUGCUGCACAUAAAAUGCCUGAAGAAUGGAAAACGAUCUUCCUGGAAACGUUCAAGGAACUUUCCAACUACCAGUUUCUGGUGCGAUAUGAUAGUGACGAUCUGAAAGCGAUCCUACUCACUCAAACUUCCACUUUAGGUAAUAUCUCAGAGAAUGUACAUCUGUUUCAAUGGCUUCCACAGUCUGACAUUCUUCAACAUCCUAACACUAAGGCAUUCAUCACUCAUGGUGGAUACAAUAGUGUACAAGUAGGCAGAAUCUCAUUCACAUUUUGGUCUGAGCCGUAA